AUGACUUGUGAGUACUUUUUUUGGUUGAAUGUAUCAUCUUUUUCAUAUCAACGUGGUGAUUGUCUUGGUGAGUAUCUACCAGCAUUAUUUUGUUCUUCGAUGAUUGAAAUUAAUCUACCUAUUCUCUCGAUUUUGGCUAAUACUGGUGCUAUCUGUUCGCUGUCCUGUGAUCUCUUGAUUUGUUCGCCAAUCUCUGCGAGUUUCGAGCUAAUCAAAGAUGCAUCGCGCUUCAUAAUGAUCGACUUGUUGGAGUUUGCUGCAUUAAAAGUUGGUGAGUUGUUGUCGGAAAGCAACUCUUUGAUAAUCAUUGAGAGAUUCUGCUCCUCGAGUGGAGUGGCGCUACCAGGUGCCGCCAACAAUGCCGAGGUCUUGGCGGUGGUGGUAGCAGUGAAAUAG
This is a messenger RNA of Heterostelium album PN500, 396 nucleotides long. RefSeq lists its product as uncharacterized. Lineage: Eukaryota; Evosea; Eumycetozoa; Acytosteliales; Acytosteliaceae. The transcript is spliced from 2 exons. The record is from RefSeq and is a predicted model, not a curated record. Bases 1 to 396 code for a protein of 131 amino acids.